This is a messenger RNA of Pyrgilauda ruficollis (rufous-necked snowfinch), 624 nucleotides long. RefSeq names its product low affinity immunoglobulin gamma Fc region receptor II-like. Gene Ontology annotation, biological process: cell surface receptor signaling pathway. NCBI's taxonomy places the organism in Eukaryota, Metazoa, Chordata, Aves, Passeriformes, Passeridae. The annotation marks the transcript as partial. The transcript has 4 exons. The record is from RefSeq and is a predicted model, not a curated record. Gene Ontology annotation, molecular function: transmembrane signaling receptor activity.
GAAGAGCUGCCAGCCAGGGGAGCGGUGGACACGGCAGCGAGUGACAGCCAGUCCACAUGGCUGGGGACACCAGGAUGGCCGGGAAGGUGGCGCUGCUCCUGUGGGCCCAGACCCUCAGCCUCGCUGGUGCCCAGACCACCCAGCUCCUGGUGGAUCCUCCUUGGACGCCAGCGGUGCUGUGGGACCAGGUGACACUGACCUGCCAGGGCUCGGGGACCACCGGUGCCACCACCUGGUACAAGGAUGGGCAGUACUGGGGGCAGGAGGGACGCGACCACUUCACUGUCAUGGAGAGUGGCACCUACAUGUGUGACAGACCUGGCAGUGGGUGUAGCCCCCCCGUGAACGUUUCAGAAGUUGUCCCUGACCCCUCUGCGCCGGCACGGGCACUGCUGGAGGGGGAAACGGUGACACUGCGCUGCCGAUACAGGCAGGACAUGUUGGUCCAUUCGGUGUUCAUCUACCGUGAGGACACAGAACUGGGGCUGCUCCGCAAUGGGACCCAGUUGUCCCUGACCCCUCUGCAGCUGACCCACAGUGGCCGCUACCACUGCAGGGCCUGGGUGGACAACGGGGUAUCACCGGGAUGGGAGAAGUCAGCGCCGGUGACAGUGACAGUGAACG